Molecule: messenger RNA, 4289 nt
Organism: Archocentrus centrarchus (flier cichlid)
Lineage: Eukaryota; Metazoa; Chordata; Actinopteri; Cichliformes; Cichlidae
Gene: stxbp5b
Product: syntaxin binding protein 5b (tomosyn)
Exons: 29
Coding region: 334-3897 (1187 amino acids)
Biological process (GO): Golgi to plasma membrane transport; exocytosis
Cellular component (GO): plasma membrane; cytoplasm; SNARE complex
Molecular function (GO): GTPase activator activity; syntaxin binding; myosin II binding
Source: RefSeq, a predicted model, not a curated record
UGCGUUUCCGUAGCCACUUUGCUACCCGCUGAGCCCUGGUUGGGGAAGGAGCUGGCGGAAACGAUUGAUCCCGGUCGACUAAACGCCAAAGCUGGCAACAUAAAUGGCGCAUUAGGGCUGAUAUCGAAAGGGACUCUUUAAACCAAUGUUCGUGACGCGGGCGCUUUUGGAGAAUGCGCGGGCAACACCCUCCGUAACAUGUGAGAUGUGUACAGAAAGGUAUUAACUGUGCGUUAUUUCGGCUAACUAGCUAGCAGCUACCCCCCUCUCUAUCCAAUUUAUGGUAGCUCGCUUGAUCUGUUUUUUCAAACGUCGCUUGUGUACCGGAGGAAAAUGAAGAAGUUUAAUAUUCGGAAGGUGCUGGACGGCUUGACAGCGGCUUCUUCCUCCUCCUCCGCAACUGCUCAGCCGGGUACUCCCAGGGAAAAUGAUGUUGUCCAGGAGACUUUACAGUCGGAACAUUUCCAGCUUUGCAAGACUGUGCGUCAUGGCUUCCCAUAUCAACCAUCCUCAAUGGCUUUUGACCCCGUACAGAAAAUCUUGGCCAUUGGGACUCAGACUGGAGCUUUGAGGCUCUUUGGCCGUGCAGGCGUGGAGUGUUACUGUCAGCACGAGAGCGGUGCCGCUGUCAUCCAGCUCCAAUUCCUGAUCAACGAGGGGGCGCUGGUGAGUGCCUUAGCUGAUGACAGCAUCCACCUGUGGAACCUGAGGCAAAAAAUCCCGGCUAUCCUGCAUUCGCUCAAGUUUAACAGGGAGAGAAUCACAUACUGCCACCUGCCCUUCCAGAGCAAAUGGCUGUACAUCGGCACAGAAAGAGGAAACAUCCACAUUGUCAACGUGGAGUCCUUCACUCUCUCAGGCUACGUUAUUAUGUGGAACAAAGCCAUCGAACUAUCCACCAAGACACACCCAGGGCCUGUUGUGCACAUCAGUGAUAACCCCAUGGAUGAGGGCAAGCUUCUGAUUGGAUUUGAGACUGGGGUAGUCGUGUUGUGGGAUUUGAAGUCCAAAAAAGCUGACUACCGCUACAAUUAUGACGAGGCAAUCCACUCAGUCGCCUGGCACCAUGAGGGCAAGCAGUUUGUUUGCAGCCACUCCGAUGGCACUUUGACCACGUGGAAUGUACGAACCCCGGCCAAGCCUGCACAGAUCAUCACACCACACGGAAAGCAGCCUAAGGAUGGAAAAAAGCCAGAACCAUGCAAGCCUAUCCUGAAAGUGGAGUACAAAACAACAAGGGCUGGGGACCCAUUCAUGGUGCUGUCUGGAGGUCUGUCUUAUGAUACAGUGGGGAGGAGAGCCUGUCUGACUGUGAUGCAUGGAAAGAGCACUGCUGUUCUGGAGAUGGACUACCCCAUUGUGGAUUUCCUUACACUGUGUGAAACUCCAUAUCCAAAUGACUUUCAGGAGCCUUACGCUGUGGUAGUCCUACUUGAGAAAGAUUUGGUCGUAAUAGAUCUCGGACAGAUUGGAUAUCCCAUAUUUGAAAAUCCAUAUCCUCUGGCUAUCCAUGAGUCACCGGUGACCUGCUGUGAGUAUUUUGCCGACUGUCCUGCUGAACUUAUUCCUGCACUUUACUCUGUCGGCUGUCGGCAAAAGAGGCAAGGUUACAGUAAGAAGGAAUGGCCCAUUAGUGGUGGAAACUGGGGCCAAGGCACACAGAGUUACCCAGAGAUUAUAAUCACAGGACAUGCUGAUGGGUCAAUCAAGUUUUGGGAUGCUUCUGCAUUAAUGCUCCAAGCACUGUACAAGCUGAAGACUGCCAAGGUGUUUGAGAGGGCUCGUGGAAAGGAGGAGAAGCCAAACACAGAUAUAGUAGAUGAAGACCCGUUUGCCAUCCAGACCUUGUCAUGGUGUCCUGAGAGCAGGAUGCUUUGCCUGGCUGGAGUAUCUGCUCAUGUUAUCGUCUAUAGAUUCAGCAAACAAGAAAUCACCACUGAAGCUGUUGAGCUCUUGGAGGUGCGAAUGCAGAGUGAAUUUAGUGACGUGGACUCCCCUGACCCAGGAGGAGACCAGACCCCCACUUUGCCAACCUCGGGAGCUUCCUCCAGCCCUCAGGAGAGCGAGCCUCCCACUCAGCCAUUGACAGGCAGCAACUCCUCUGAUGGCCCACGAGACAAUAUACCAUGCCUGCAGGUGCGGAGCUCCCCACUGAAGCAGUCUCCGGGGUAUCAGGUGGAACUGGUGAUCCAGCUGGUGUGGGUGAGUGGGGAGCCACCUCAGCAGAUCACCAGCCUGGCAAUCAAUUCCUCCUAUGGCCUUGUGGUGUUUGGAAACAGUAAUGGUCUGGCUGUGGUGGACUACCUCCAGAAAACUCUGCUUCUCAAUAUGGGCACGUCAGAGCUGUACAGCCCAUCUGACCCCUAUCAGAGGCAGCCUCGCUCCCCACGUAAAGCAAAGCCUGCUGGAGCGAUUUGUGAAUCCAACGAUGGGUCCAACACCUCAGAGGACCGCUGCAGAUCACCUACUUCAGGCUCUCCCUCGCCCUGCAAUUCUGAUGAUGACAAAAAGCAGAAGUUCAUAGAGAAGGUGAAAUGCAAAAGCAGACGCUUUUCCAAGACGGUUGCCAAUGACUUUGCCAAGAUGUCACGGAAAAUUAGCUUGUCUUGUGAGCAAAAGACUGAUAUGGGAAAGGCUGGGUUCCAACGAUGGCGCCCUCUGACAUGUAAGAAGCAAUUGUGUUGUGUGAAAAGAGUGCCAGCAGCCAGGAUGAACCUGAAGCAGGACCUCUCUAGAACCCAGUCAGACCCCAUUUUCUAUGCCAAGGAUAAUUCAUUCACCCGCUCACGUAGUUCAAGUGUAACCAGCAUAGACAGAGAAUCUCGAGAGGCCCUCUCCUCCUUUUACUUCUGUGAGAGUUUCCCGAGAAAGACAGACAGUCUGGUCAGCCCCUGUCUGCUCGUGGGGACCACCCAAGGCUCUGUGAUGAUGGUGGCCCUCAGCCUGCCACCCGGUGGGGACCAGAGGUUGCAGCAGCUAGUUGGCAUUGCCUCCUGUGGUACCUUGGUCAGACUCAAAGGAGGCAUUUUGACUAUGGCCCUGCUGGAUGCAACUGGAACUCUGCUGCCCCCUUCCUUUGAGCAGUGGUAUGACCCAAAUGCCUCAGAUGAAGAAAAAGAGAAGGGCCGGAAGCGCAGGCCAGCCUCUCCUGCCUCGUCACAAGAGGGCCAGGAGCCUCAGUUUGCCAUACUGUGUUCAGAGAAACAGGCCAAGGUGGUGGCCCUGCCCUCCCAAACUCGCAUCUACAAACACAGCAUCACAGAGACUUCCUUCGUACUGAGGGCUGAUGUUGUGCAGAUGGCUGGGGCUAACUGCAUCGCCUGUUUCUGUGCUAAUGGGCAUAUAAUGACUCUGAGUUUGCCUAGUUUGCGUCCGCUUCUGGAGGUGAACUACCUGCCACUGACAGACAUGCGGAUAGCAAGAACAUUCUGCUUCUCUAACCUGGGUCAGGCUCUGUACCUCAUCUCCCCUACUGAGAUCCAGAGGAUCACCUACAGCCAGGAGACCUGUGACAACCUGCAGGAGAUGCUCAGUGAGUUAUUUACCCCAGUGGAGACACCAGAGGCUCCAAACAGAGGUUUCUUCAAAGGCCUUUUUGGGGGAGGAGCUCAGUCUCUGGACAGAGAGGACCUCUUUGGCGAAACAGCUGCAGGUAAGGCCUCUCGUAGCCUGGCGCAACACAUCCCUGGGCCAGGCAGCAUGGAAGGCAUGAAGGGGGCAGCGUCAGGAGUUGUGGGAGAGCUUGCCCGUGCCAGAAUAGCUCUGGAUGAGAGAGGACAGAAGCUGGGCGAGCUGGAGGAGAGAACAGCAGCCAUGAUGGCCAGUGCAGAGUCCUUCUCCAAACAUGCACAUGAUAUGAUGUUGAAAUACAAAGAUAAAAAGUGGUACCAGCUCUGAUGGCAGCGUGUGAAAAGUAUGGAGCAUCGGACUCUGUAAUUUCGAACAUCAGUGUCUCUGAGGAGCUGCAGGUCCCUCUACUUCUUUUCUCCAUUUUUCUCCACAAGGGAGUUCUGCGCAAGAGAAUCAUGAACCACCCCCCCACACACACCCCCCCAGCACAAUACCAUCACUCUGCAUUACCUCAGUCACCCGAGGACCUCUGCAGAGCAGACACUGUCCAGUGCAAUUCAAUGAGAAUGGAAAGAAAUGAAAGAAGAGAAGCUUUUAGGAGUGUCUUUCCAUUUCACCUGAGAGCAAUGACGUUCAAUUAACAUCAGUCCACAGAGCAGGAGAGGGGGGGGCCUAUCAUAUAUUCAUCAGGCACUCGUAUGUCUUUCUUAUAUAUAUAU